AUGAACCGUAACCGUGAUGUAAUUAUUUCAUCAUUACAAUCUAAAGACUCUUGGGAAAGACUUGACAUUACCUGGUCUCGACGAUUUUUUAUGACUACCGACUUGACUAAGGAAAUCAUGAGUUUUAUAACUGGAGCUGAUACCCACUCCAGAAGUUCUCUAUUCAGGCGCCCUAACUUUGUUGUUGAUAAAGGUCUACUGACUCCAGAGGAGGAAUGUUCAAGAACCGUUAAUGCGCACAAAAAUGAAGAGCGAGAAUCAUGCCGAAGAAAAGGCGAAGGAAAUGGAUGA
This is a messenger RNA of Funneliformis geosporum, 291 nucleotides long. Lineage: Eukaryota; Fungi; Glomeromycota; Glomeromycetes; Glomerales; Glomeraceae. The record is from the annotation of a GenBank genome assembly.